AGAAACAUAAAUAAUGGCAAUCAAGAAGUUUUCAUCUCUUCUAUUACCUUUAUUGAUGGUUCUUGCUCUCGUUGUUUUGCCGAUAAUAUCAGGGAGAACUCAAGAGCAUCCAUGUCAAGAUUAUAGAUUAGGCUGCAAAAGUAGAGAUGUAUGCAAUGCAAAAUGCUUAUCACUAGGUUACGUCAAAGGGGGUGAUUGUGUAACAUUUGCUUUUCCUAUAUGUUGUUGUAAAAUCAAUUUCGGAUUUCAAGAUGAUUCUCCUAUUUCUAGUCCAAUCUUUACGGACUAAUCAUUAUGUAAUAUGUAUUUAAAGUUAUAUGAAUAACAAUCAUACAUUCAGCUA
Molecule: messenger RNA, 343 nt
Organism: Arabidopsis thaliana (thale cress)
Lineage: Eukaryota; Viridiplantae; Streptophyta; Magnoliopsida; Brassicales; Brassicaceae
Product: Defensin-like (DEFL) family protein
Exons: 2
Coding region: 14-289 (91 amino acids)
Cellular component (GO): extracellular region
Source: RefSeq, marked reviewed